Folsomia candida is the source of this 1175-nucleotide messenger RNA. RefSeq lists its product as uncharacterized. Gene Ontology annotation, molecular function: mRNA binding; zinc ion binding. Gene Ontology annotation, cellular component: perinuclear region of cytoplasm. The coding region runs from base 301 to 1137 and encodes 278 amino acids. The transcript has 3 exons. The record is from RefSeq and is a predicted model, not a curated record. Gene Ontology annotation, biological process: oogenesis; negative regulation of translation. Lineage: Eukaryota; Metazoa; Arthropoda; Collembola; Entomobryomorpha; Isotomidae.
GUUGGAGGGGCAAAUUUACACGAGAAUGAGAUUUUGGCUGUAUUAGCCGUAUGAAAUGAGUGGUGAGGGUGAGUUUUCCUCUGAGAAUUUGCUCUGAGGUCGUUGUCGUUAUUGUCAGCGUGACAACGGAAUCGGACAAAAUUUGGUUCUUGGUAUCAUUUUUUUCCAAAAAGUUCAUUCGGUCAGAGCAAGUUGGAGAAGACGACAAUUUUUGUUCUCUCUCUGACAAAUUUCCAAUUUUUUGUGGGUGUGUGUUUGAUACAGUUUUAAAACUUGAUAACGGACGAGUGACGAGUAAUCAUGGAUCAGAAUUCAAUUUGGGGAAUUGACUUGAGCAAAAUGAAUCUGUCCGAAAUUAUGGAUUGUGAUCAAUUUUCGACCCGACUAAAUCUCAAUUUGGACAAUACUCUGGAUACUAUGCAAGGUCAAGAAGAAGGAAUGAUGUCAAGUUUGGGAGGUGAAGAUUUUGGAUCUUCUCUGUGGUCAACGUUAAGCGUCUCUCCUCCUUCUCCGAAAAGGGGGACGACUUGGUCUGGGACAGGGAUUCAUCCAGGACUACAAUCUCCGGUUAGAAACCGACGGAAUUCAAAUAAUACGAGUUCAUGCACCUACUCACCAGCAGGUCGGAUGACAUUGUGCACUCCUUCGCACAAACGAUAUGAGUACGAGUGUGUUUUCUGCAAGGGGAAUAAUCAACCCGACUACGUGUACAAAAAUCAUCCUAUUCGCAUUAAUGAAACCGUGGUUUGCCCAGCUCUUCGAAACCAUAUUUGUGGAAUUUGUGGCGCUACAGGCGACAGUGCUCACACAAUCAAGUACUGUCCAUUUAACAAGCAAGGAUUUUAUGCUGGAAAUCGACAAGGUACAAAAUCUUCUUUUUCUGGUGGGGCUAGUUACUGCAUGAUGAACGCGUCUGUAUCUACUGAAGAAAACAACGGGAUGCAACUUGGAAAUUGGAAAUGUGCUGCUGUUCCUACUUCUCCUACUAUUUCUCCAAAGAAGUCGGCAGUUCGAAAACUGGUGUUUGAUGAUGAAACCGUCGUAACCAAAUCGACUCCUGGAUUUUUCAAGAAUCUUAAGCAACUGCAGACAACGAAAACUGCAGAAGAAGCAGGGAACAACGAUCAAUGGUACUAAAAUUUCUCUAAAAGACCCCUUCAUUUGAUUUUUCAUAA